AUGAUCAUUAAACGAUUGUUCACAACAAUAAUGUCUAAAAAAGCAGCAGCAACCUCAAAGUCACAAGAUUUUCUUUUGAAAACCCCUAAGGGGACUAAAGAUUGGGCUGAUAAAGAUAUGAUAAUUAGAGAGUCUAUUUUCAAUAAAUUAACAACCAAUUUUAAAAAACAUGGAGGUGUUACAAUAGAUACUCCAGUUUUCGAAUUAAGAGAAAUAUUAACAGGAAAAUAUGGUGAAGAUUCAAAAUUAAUUUAUAAUUUAGAAGAUCAAGGUGGUGAAUUAACUUCUUUAAGAUAUGAUUUAACUGUUCCAUUUGCAAGAUUUGUUGCAAGUAAUAAUAUAAGUAACAUUAAAAGAUAUCAUAUUGCAAAAGUUUAUAGACGAGAUCAACCAGCAAUGACAAAAGGAAGAAUGAGAGAAUUUUAUCAAUGUGAUUUUGAUAUUGCAGGAAAUUAUGAUUUAAUGAUUCCUGAUUCAGAAGUUUUAAAUAUAUUAGUUCAAGGUUUACAAGAUUUACAAAUUAAAGAUUUUAAAAUUAAAUUAAAUCAUAGAAAAAUUUUAGAUGGUAUAUUUGAAGCUUGUGGUGUACCUGAAGAAGAUAUUCGUAAAGUUUCUUCAGCAAUUGAUAAAUUAGAUAAAUCUCCUUGGGAAGUUGUUAAAAAGGAAAUUUUAGAAAAAGGUCAAAGUGAAGAAAUUGCAGAUAAAAUAUGGACUUUUGUUCAACAUAAUGGAUCAAUACGUGAAGUUAUUGAAAUUUUAAAAAAUAGUGAAUUAAAAAAUGAAACUGCGUUACAAGGAUUAAAUGAAAUGGAAGUAUUAGCUGAUUAUAUUGAAGCUUUUGAAAUUCAAAAUUAUUUGAAAUUUGAUUUAUCAUUAGCUAGAGGAUUAGAUUAUUAUACAGGAUUAAUUUAUGAAGCAGUUACUGAAGCUUCUGCUCCACCAAAGGAUUUAAAAGAAAAACCAAAAAAUUUAUCUUCUGAAGAUGAUGCUUCUGCUUACGUUGGUGUAGGAUCAAUAGCAGCUGGUGGAAGAUAUGAUAAUUUAGUAGGAAUGUUUUCAAAUAAUAAAUCAAUACCAUGUGUAGGUAUAUCAUUUGGAGUUGAAAGAUUAUUUUCAAUAAUAAAACAAAGAAUAGAUUUAAAUAAAAUAAAUUCUCAACAUACAGAUGUUUAUGUUAUGGCAUUUGGAUCAGGGUUUUUAAAAGAAAGAAUGCAAAUUAUAAAUAAAUUAUGGAAAGCAGGUAUAAAUGCUGAAUUUUUACAAAAGGAAAAAGCAAAUGUUAGAAAACAAUUUGAUGGAGCUGAAAAAUCAGGUGCAAAAUUAGCUGUAAUAUUAGGUAAAGGAGAAUUUCCAGAAGGUAAAUUAAGAAUUAAAACUUUAGGACAAGGUGAAGAAAAUGAAGGUGAUUUAAUUGAAAUUGAUGAAUUAGUUCCUUUUGUUAAAAGUAAAUUAGAUAAACAAGUAGAUGUAAUUACAGAAUCUUUGAAUAGUUUGUGA
Lodderomyces pseudojiufengensis is the source of this 1497-nucleotide messenger RNA. It is a transcript of the gene HTS1, whose product is annotated as histidine--tRNA ligase. The record is from RefSeq and is a predicted model, not a curated record. Bases 1 to 1497 code for a protein of 498 amino acids. Gene Ontology annotation, biological process: mitochondrial translation; histidyl-tRNA aminoacylation. Gene Ontology annotation, molecular function: histidine-tRNA ligase activity; ATP binding. The transcript has a single exon. Gene Ontology annotation, cellular component: mitochondrion; cytoplasm. Lineage: Eukaryota; Fungi; Ascomycota; Pichiomycetes; Serinales; Debaryomycetaceae.